This is a messenger RNA of Echinostoma caproni, 975 nucleotides long. The record is from the annotation of a GenBank genome assembly. Lineage: Eukaryota; Metazoa; Platyhelminthes; Trematoda; Plagiorchiida; Echinostomatidae.
UCGACCGGGACCGAGUCGACCACAUACGAUUCAGAUGCGGAGAACAACUAUCUGAUUCCGUCGUACAGCACUGUUUCAGCCGAUAUGCUACAAGUGUGUGAAUUUCGGAAACCAUUCCGGGACAACGGUUUACGCGGUGUGUGGAUAUGGGUGGAUGCGACCCUGUACAGUUAUUUACCAUUCAUUCUUAUUACCAUAUUCAAUGUGAUAAUUUUGAUUAAUUUGCACGAGGCAAACCGACGUCGUGUCACCCUGGCCGCACAUUGGUCACAAAAUGCACGCACACCGCAAACACAACCGUCUCUCCUGAUGCGUGGAUGGCUUUCAAUCAGUUCCCUGUGUCCGUGUCAUCAACGAGAGCACGAGUUGCCCAGACGUCGUGUUUGCCAAUUUUGUGCCCAAUCGUUUCCGAUCGAUCGAUUUCAUGAAUCCCCUGGUCUGUUGCCAAACGCCAAUCGUGUCUGUGUUUCGGCCACCUAUUCCAAUUCCCCAUUUCUCUUGCACACCUUGUCUCAACCGAUUUCACAGGAACGCUGGCCAGCUCGUGCGUAUACACCGGCAGUGAAUAUCAAAUUCGGUGCUUGUCAUCUGAACGGCUACGAGAUUAAGACGGUCAAUGUGGAACGACGCAGUCGACCGGCUGUGACCAGUGAGGUACGUCAACUGACCGUACUAUUACUACUCAUCUCGGGCACAUUUCUCAUCACCACAGCCCCGGUGGUGAUCGUCAAAUUGGUCAUCGGACGACUGGAUGAUCGAAGCGCAUCACGAUUGGUUCAAAUUGAAUUGCUAGACUACAUAGCGGAGAUUCUCAUGUACAUUAACCAUGCGGCAAAUUUCUAUCUGUACCUAGUUGCCGGACCUCGAUUUCGACGUGAAAUUCGAAAACUGUUCCACAUGAGACGAUAUUUACGACCGCACGGACGUGCCGGUUUCGGACGACCUCGACGACAAAAACCGAAGCGAUAUUUUUGA